UGUGUGUGUGUGUGUGUGUGUGUGUGUGUGUGUGUGUGUGUGUAAACCAUAUCAAAACACCCUCUCUACCCUUCACGCAGACGGAGGAGAAAGAGCGGAGUGAAUUCUGGUCGAGUGAGCUACCACCGCCGCCUCUGCCCUGGACCUUCUGGACGGCGCUGUUCCACGUCUUCUGCCUUGUGUCCACGAUCGGUGGCAGCAUCGAGGCGGCGACGAUGGGCGGGCGGACGACAACCGUCAUGUACUCCGUUCUGGGCGUCUCGCUCUAUAUCGUCACCGUGGUAGUGUGGGCGGCCAGAUGCGGCGCCGUUUUAUCUGUGAUUCUCAGAUUAUUUGCGAAGAAAAAGGUGGAGUCCUCGAGCAGUAAAGGCAGACCGUCGCCUUACCACAGUAUGAGCGAACGGCGCCCGGUUCCGGCUCACCAUUCUCUCAGAGGGCUUGUGACGCUGAUAUUCUUGCUCCUCGCGUAUGUAUUAAGCGCGGGCGUGCAUUUAGUGGGCGGUCGAGAUUACUGGUGUGGUCUUGAGAACUUACCCUGCCCUGUUACUUUUAAGCCCCACCAACACCACUCGGAUCACACUACACCCUUUAAACCCCCUGCACCCGUGUCCCUUGCACCCCUAAGCCCCCCUUUUAAUUUCAGGGGAAAAAGGAAGUUUUUAGUUUCAUUGAUUCGUGAGGGGGUUUUAUUCCUCCGGGGUUACCCCGGCUAUCAGCAAGGUUUUUAA
Molecule: messenger RNA, 728 nt
Organism: Penaeus monodon (black tiger shrimp)
Lineage: Eukaryota; Metazoa; Arthropoda; Malacostraca; Decapoda; Penaeidae
Exons: 5
Coding region: 216-728 (170 amino acids)
Source: RefSeq, a predicted model, not a curated record